This is a messenger RNA of Gadus chalcogrammus (walleye pollock), 2666 nucleotides long. RefSeq names its product interleukin-1 family member A (gene il1fma). Gene Ontology annotation, molecular function: cytokine activity. The record is from RefSeq and is a predicted model, not a curated record. The coding region runs from base 107 to 1222 and encodes 371 amino acids. The transcript is spliced from 7 exons. NCBI's taxonomy places the organism in Eukaryota, Metazoa, Chordata, Actinopteri, Gadiformes, Gadidae. Gene Ontology annotation, biological process: inflammatory response; immune response.
ACUGCCUGUCAAUCUGGAAAGUUGGCACAUAAAGAGAUUGAACCACAGUCUCACCAACACUCACCUUCACCACACGCGCACCAUCUCAGCUCACUGCACCAAAGUCAUGGAGUCAUUUCAGGGACCUUUCGUCGAGGGGGGGGUGAAGAUCGGCCACGCGUUCCUGGACGGGGAGCACCGCUACACGGUGAAGGGGGUCCGCACACACAGCGGGCGGGGGCCAGCGUUCGCCAGGAAGGGAGACAUGCUGACCUGCAUCAACGGCACUAGCCUGGCGGACAUCCCCCCUGACGAGCUGGCACACCUGCUGACCGAGGGGAACCCCAAGUUGACGGUGCACAAGGCCACCAGGAAGAAGGAGGCUUCUGAACACUGCCCCCUGGAAAAGGAUGCCCUCCAUGCCUUCAAGAAGGAGUCCGGUGUGCUCUGCUUCUCCAUGGAGAUGAGGAGAGAGGAGGACCUGGGGAAGGGAGAAUGCGGCAUUGGGGGUGGGGGGGGGAGUGGGGAGGAGGCUGAAGAGGGAGGGCGGGGCGAGGCCGGGGAGGGCCCGGCGGAGGAGGCGAACGAGGAAGGGGAGGACGAGGGGCGUGGGGUGCUGGUGGUGAAGCUGACAAACGCGAGCCUCUCUGUGGUGAAGGGGCGUGGCUGUGCUGCGGGUUGCCCCGUCCUCGAGUGCCAGGGAACAGGAUGCACGUUCAACGAGGUGGUGUUGGUGGCGAACUCAUGCACGGUGACCAGCGGCAACACGGCCAUGUUCAUGCAGGACAAAGUGCAGGGAAACAUCAAUCUUGAGAACAUCCAUUCCAGGACCUACCUCCGGGAUCUCUGCGAGGACAACAUGCUCUACGCGUCUGAUAAUCCAACGGAAAUGACGAUAUACUCCUACAAGUCAACCGUCACGAACGAGACCUUCAGAGGCGUGCCGGUGGUGCUGAACUUCACCGAAUCCGAGAGCUUCCUCAAAUGCACCAAAAAGGACAAUGGGGCGAUCCUACGGGUGGAGGCCUGUGACAAGCAACGUCUGAGGCUGAUCUGCAAGCAGGAUGAGGCAGUCCUCGCCUUCCUCUUCUACAUGAAGGGGACGAUGAGCGGAGAGCACCAGUUUGAGUCUGCGCUGUGCGAGGGCUGGUUCAUCCAAGUCCUGGACAAGGAGAAAGUGCUGGUGGCCAAUCCGCCGGUGCCCAACAAUGAACCGUCUUUCUACUUUGUCAUUGAGAAGUAGAGAAGCGAACCCAAUUGGUUGGGGAUUCAUCAGGGAUGACUACCGCUGCUGCCCGCUUGCGACAUCUCAUGCUUACUUGUGGCCAUAUGGGGUUGCUCUGUGAGUAACCGAUGGAUCAGUGUUCAGCUUGUGUACGCCACACCACGUAUAGACACGUACCUACGCACACACACACGCACACACACACACGCACACACACACACACACACACACACACACACACACACACACACACACACACACACACACACACACACACACACACACACACACACACACACACACACACACACACACACAAACACACGUAAACUCAUACACAGAUGUACAUAUAUGCUGUUUGAUCCAUGAUAAAAUACAAUUGAUCCUCUCACUGAUAUAUAGAUCAGAAAACAAAAAACGCUUUUCUAAUGUUCUUUUCUCUUUUGAGGCCUUUAUUCAAAACCCUCAUUUUGAAUUGUUCUUGUUAUUUUACUUAUUUUUCCUGUUCUCAUACUAAAUUGUUAUUAGAAAACAGAAAUAGGAGCCUGUUCAAAAACUUUCAUAUUUACAUCGCCCACUUUCAAACAUUGACUGUAUAAAUGACUAAACCCCCCAAAAAAUGCAUGCAGUCAUUGUUAAUAAACAUUAAAAAGUGAAGCACAAAAUAAAUAUAUGGACUAGUUUUUUAUUUGGUCGAGGGAAGAUAUCUUUGUUGUCACAAUUUACGUGCAAUUGGCUUAGUUGUGAGAGCCAAUGAGGACCUAUUUUAUUAAUAAUAAUUUAGUAAAAAAUUUUGUUAAAAAUGUUAUUGAGAAUGUCAUUAUAAUUCAUUACCUGUAUCUUACUCUCAAAUGGAUACAUACUACAUCACUGUUUGGUAGUCAUUUUGAUUGGACCCCAUUAAGUUUCGAGUCAGAUGUUGUAGGAAGCAACACCGUUAAUUUGACAUUAUUGACGUAUGACGUUAUUUUUGCAUUGGACAUAGACAUUUAAUGUUUUUUCAAGUAUUGAGGAAAGUUACUACAGCACAUAAAAGUAUACAAUCAGUUACUACCAUACAUAACAGUACACUAUAAGUUACUGCAACACAAAACAGUAGAUUUUAAGUUGCAAGACAUAAAGUGCAUCAUAAGUUGAGGUUAGUAGUAACUGUCUCUCAGCUAACUCCAGCAGUACACGAAAGGUGUUUGCUGUGCCAGGUCCAGCCUUCUGUGGACUGCAACCUGGGGCGUUGUUAGACCAAGAGCUUUGCUGGGGCACAAGCCCCCAACUCCCAAUACACUAAUGUGCGCUCAAUAUGAAAAAGAUGGUUACAGAGGGGUAUUUACAAGCUUCAAAAUCAUUAUCGUCACUGUCAUACUGUAGGCUAUAUUAAGGCACUGGUAAAGGUAAAGAAUCAAAGAUAGAUUCAUGAGUACCGUACAAUGAUAUUUAUUUAAACACAUACACACCUCAAAAAUUU